CUUUUGUUGUCACACUGGAAGAAAAUGGCUGCUGCUGUGAGUUUUUUUUCAAUGAAGGCACUGAAAUAAUAUCUUGUUUCUUGCAUUGGAGUUACGAUCUAUAAUAAUGCAACUCAUAAGGGUUUGAAUGGUCGCUAUAUGGAGGUGACGGUGUGGGGCUAAGGACAGCUAAGUCUCCUGCUGACCAUCACUCACCCAAAUACCGGUUGGCAGACCACAAUGCAACACGUUUUGGAAUAUGCAUUGGAUCGGGCUGAGUACAUUGUUGAAAGUGCUCGUCAAAGGCCAGCGAAGAGGAGAGCCUCAUCCGGAGGGAAGAAGAGUUUAUACCAGAAACUAUACGAGCUCUACAUCGAAGAGUGUGACAAAGAACCAGAGCUCAAGAAGCUGCGUAGGAAUGUGAACCUGCUGGAGAAGCUCAUGUGUCAAGAGUCGGUGUCGUGUCUGGUCGUCAACCUCUACCCCGGUAACCAGGGUUACUCCCUCAUGCUCCGCGGCAAGAAUGGAUCUGACUCUGAGACGAUCCGUCUGCCGUAUGAGGAAGGCCAGCUUUUGGAGUACCUUGAUGCUGAGGAGCUUCCUCCUAUCCUGGUGGAUCUCUUAGAGAAGUCCCAGGUGAACAUCUUCCACUGUGGCUGUGUGGUAACAGAGGUCAGAGACUACAGACAGUCUGGCAACACUAAGAUGCCCUCCUUCCAGAGCAGACACGUCCUGCUACGGCCUACCAUGCAGACACUGAUCUGUGAUGUCCAUGCCAUGACCAGUGACCACCACAAAUGGACUCAGGAUGAUAAGUUCCAGUUAGAGAGCCAGUUACUGCUGGCCACAGCUGAUCCUCUGUGUCUGGAUCCGUCGAUCUCUGUCACCUGUACAGCCAAUCACCUGCUCUAUAACAAGCAGAAGAUGAACACUCACUCUAUGAAACGUUGUUUUAAGCGUCACUCUCGGGCGGCGUUGAACCGUCAACAGGAGCUGUCCUACCUGCCCAUGCCCCCCCAGCUGCGUCUCUAUGACUACCUGCAGAGGAGGAAGGAGAGGAAGCCUGCCCCCUCGAUAGACCUGAAGAUCUCCAAGGCCGGAAACUGUGUGGACAUGUGGAAGCAGAGCAACUGCCAGCUGACUGUCCCCAAGGAGAUUGAUGUGGAGAAAUAUGCAGUGGUGGAGAAGUCUGUGAAGCUAGAGGAAUCUCAACCCACUGUCUGGCCUGCAGAGGAAGUGAUAGAUGACUAUACGUUUGAGUGUGAGGUUGGGGGUAAGACCCAGAGGACCAAAGUGUCCAUCUUCCAGUCGGUGGGAGACCCUCUGGUCUACGGAAAAAUCUACUGCGCCAAACAACCCAAGGCUGAGGAGGACAGCAGCGAUCUUCAGCUUAUACACCCAGCUUUCCUAAUAGGCUCAAAGAUAGAUGCCGAUCGGUUCCUGUCUCAGUAUAAGGGUGUGUAUGAGUCAGACGUGAAGUGCCAGGUGAAGAUGUCUCAUAACUCAGGAUUCGUGGGACAGAACCGUCUCUCACCCAGCAGAGAGACAGAGGCGGAUGGUCUAUCAGCCCUGGUUCAGUCGUCAGGUGUGUUGGGGAAGGGGGUGAAGCACCGGCCUCCCCCUAUCAAACUACCCUCCGCGUCGGGCAGCAGCUCCAUGGGUAACCUGUAUAGUUCAUCCCAGGCUACCAGUGGUCUCCUUAAGUGUCCUACCCCCCCUCCAGGAACAGGCCCUGGCUCAGUCAAGCCCCAGUCUCUGAGUAGGAAGCACUCUGUGGAGCUGGGACAGGGGUUACAGCUGGGGGGGCAGUUAGGACAGGUGGGGUUGUUGUCCCCGGCAGCCCUAUCUCCCAUGGGGUCGACACAGAGAUCGGGGACCCCCAAACCCUCCACCCCCACCAGCACCCCCUGUUCCACCCCUCACCCCCCGACUCCCUCCUCUCCCUCUGUCCCCUCCCGUCCUCUGUCAACCCCACCUCUGGAGCCCCAGGCCCUCCUGGCUCCGUACCCCCAGCAGCAGCUGUCCCUGUCCCAGGCUUUGCCCGUCAUGACCAUCCCUCUACCCACCAUGGGAACCUCCAUCCCAACGGGAACCACCUCCUCUCAGGUCAUGGCUAACCCUGCUGGACUCAACUUCAUCAAUGUGGUGGGAUCUGUCUGCAGUCCCCAGACUCUGAUGAAUUCUAGUCAAAUGUUGGGUCCUGGUCUCAACCUGAGUGGUCUAGGAGGACUGAUGCCUACCAUGCAACCAACCACACAAACAGGGAGUCCGUUUGGUUUGAACAGUAGUCCAGGCCUUAGACCCCUCAACCUGCUGCAGAUCCCUACAGGUCCUCUGAUCUUUAACUCUUUACAGCAGCAGCAGCUCUCCCAGUUCUCUCCUCAACCGAGUCAGUCUGCUACGUCCAGCCCACAGCAGCAAGGAGACAUGGGUGAUCAGGGGUCAGACCAGGGUAUGGGUGCUCAACAGACUGCUGUCAUCAACCUGACUGGAGUUGGAGGCUUCAUGUCCCCACAGACAGCAGGUAAGACCUCUGUCAUCAACCUGACUGGAGUAGAAGGCUUUAAGUCCUCAGACAGCAGUGCUGUCCCAGUUAGGCUGUGGUCUGGAUGGCUCUGGUCCCCCCCUGCCCUCUCCAAGGCUUCAGCAGCCGCAGAUACAAUUGCAAUUCUUGCACCAAAUGCAGCAGCAAAUGGCUAUGAGGGGGGCGGGGUCUCUGGGGGCGUCGCCACGGCUACAUACCGCCAGCCAACCAAGAAGUAAGAGGAAGAGGAGCACACCGCAGCCCCACCCCUAAUCAUGACGACCUCCUACACACACACACACACACUCAUAAAAUGAAUGACCCUCAGCCAUCAAGUGAGCAAUGCCACGGCACCUCCCCAAAUCAUGGAGAGAAACCCCCCCUUCAUGAAGACAUGAAUGAUCCAAACUGCACUCUUUCCUCCCUCACUGUGGAGACUCUCUUCCCUCCCAACUCCCUCACUGUGGACUCUGUUGCCUCCCAACUCCCUCACUGUGGACUCUGUUGCCUCCCAACUCCCUCACUGUGGACUCUGUUGCCUCCCAACUCCCUCACUGUGGACUCUGUUGCCUCCCAACUCCCUCACUGUGGACUCUUCCCACCGAACUCCCUCACUGUGGAGACUCUCUUGCCCCCCCCCUGUCUCCCUCACUGUGGAGACUCUCUUGCCCCCCCCUGUCUCCCUCACUGUGGAGACUCUGUUGCCUCCCAACUCCCUCACUGUGGACUCUGUUGCCUCCCAACUCCCUCACUGUGGACUCUUCCCACCGAACUCCCUCACUGUGGAGACUCUCUUGCCCCCCCCUGUCUCCCUCACUGUGGAGACUCUCUUGCCCCCCCCUGUCUCCCUCACUGUGGAGACUCUCUUGCCUCCCAACUCCCCUCACUGUGGACUCUGUUGCCUCCCAACUCCCUCACUGUGGACUCUCUUGCCUCCCAACUCCCUCACUGUGGAGACUCUUGCCUCCCAACUCCCUCACUGUGGAGACUCUUGCCCCCCGUCUCCCUCACUGUGGAGACUCUCUUGCCCCCCGUCUCCCUCACUGUGGAGACUCUCUUGCCCCCCCUGUCUCCCUCACUGUGGAGACUCUUGCCUCCCCUGUCUCCCUCACUGUGGAGACUACAGGCAAAAAUACUUAUUGUUUGUCUUUUUGUAGCUGAGAGAAGAUGAAAUGUAUCAUGUAAUAAUGGAUAACACUUUCACCCAGCAGCAUAACACGUUAUGUCACGGUCAUAACCAUGCCAUAACACUGUCAUGACACAUAUUUAGACCUGUUGUGACAUAUAUUGCGUUAUAUGGCUGGUUAUGACACCUACAUUAAGUGUCAAAACAUUCCAUUGCACCAUAACCUACGUGUCAACAGUACAUUUAUGUUAUAACAUUUUCUGAAAUUUACCAUAUUAAAUAUUAAUUGUAAUUGCGUACACAUUGAUGUCAGACCAAGUCCAAUGCUCUGUUGCUGAUGACUCGGAUGAAAGCAGGAGCAGGACAAGACACCCUCUUUGUGACUGACAUAAGGACAUCUACGUGAAAGGACUGACUAUGACGGUCAUAAUGCUUCAUGAGUGUCAUAAAGUGUAUUUUCUACAAUAAAAAAAAAAAAACAUGACUAUAAAGAAUUCAUUACAACAAAGAAUUUAAAAAAAAUUAAAAAUAAACUU
This is a messenger RNA of Salmo salar (Atlantic salmon), 4165 nucleotides long. The record is from RefSeq and is a predicted model, not a curated record. Lineage: Eukaryota; Metazoa; Chordata; Actinopteri; Salmoniformes; Salmonidae.